This is a messenger RNA of Xiphias gladius (swordfish), 4088 nucleotides long. RefSeq names its product progestin and adipoQ receptor family member IVa (gene paqr4a). The coding region runs from base 775 to 1701 and encodes 308 amino acids. The transcript is spliced from 3 exons. Lineage: Eukaryota; Metazoa; Chordata; Actinopteri; Istiophoriformes; Xiphiidae. The record is from RefSeq and is a predicted model, not a curated record. Gene Ontology annotation, cellular component: membrane. Gene Ontology annotation, molecular function: signaling receptor activity.
CAGAAAUAAUGCUAGAACGUAACUGGAUAAAAUAGAUGUUGGAGAAGAUGAAUAUAACCUUCACGGACCGGCCCGUUUGUGCUUGGAGUAUGCCGGCUCAAAAUAGCGGCUCCCUCAUCCCCAGUCACUGGACUUCGGUAGCCGACUUCCCUUCUUGCUAGUCCGCAGUCCUUCCCAAAAUCUCCGCUCCAGAAUCACGGAUCUCAUCUGCGUGUGUGUGUUUUAUUUUAUUUUAUUUUUUUUCUGCAUAGCAUUACGAAAGCUAGCGAGCAUCACGCCGAACUGACCCGAGCAUACGGUACCCGUCUGCUUUCACCAGAGUAACGGUAUGACCUGCUAGUCCUCUACUGCAAAUCUGACCGCUAGUAUCAAGCUAGCAUCAUCUGGAGUUGGAUGGACCUGCGGCUCGCACAGCAUCCCUGCCCGGGGCGCGUUCAAGCCCGCGCUGCUGCAGCGGAAUGCUAACUAACGGGGAAGGGGCUUUAACAUGACGAGGAACAUUUUGUCUCUCAACCGCUCCAGGCGUUUAGGUGCUACACGAACAUUUUUCACAUAUCCAAAGUAAUGACCGUCCCAAGGUUGCACCAUGUACGUGGCUGGCCGUGUCUGUCUCCAGCCCCGCGGAUGACACGCACACAGGUACCGGCAGUUCAGGGCAAACAGCGGCGGCGCGGACACACCGUCGCCGGGUAGCGCUUAGAGAGUUCGUGGAAGCUUGCUAGCGCCAAGCUAGGCGGCUAACAGCACAAUAGAAAAAAACAAAUACCAACGCCAAUGGUAUCCCAUAAGGUUUUAGUUGCAAUAAUCUUACUAAACGUGUACAUAGGUGUACAGUCCAUUUUUUACUUAUUCGGCGGGGUCCUAUUAACGGUGUUGUUUGCUAUGGCAUUUUUAAAUGGACCCAGGUUGCUGGACUGGGCGAGUUCACCUCCACAUCUUCAAUUUAACAAAUACGUCCUGACGGGAUACCGGCCAAUCUCCUCUGUGCAGGACUGCAUCAGAAGCCUGUUUUACCUGCACAAUGAACUUGGAAACAUAUACACUCACGGCAUUCCUUUGGUUUGCUUCCUGGUGCUGUUGCCUCUAAACAUCCCCUGGUCUCAGAUCAGCGUCACAUGGUUGGGCGUGGUGCACUUUCUGGCUUGCCUGUCGCCCCAGCUGGGCUCUGUGCUCUACCACCUCUUCAUGAACCACGAAGGAGGGGAGCCCGUCUACCACACCCUCCUCAAACUCGACGUGUGUGGAAUCUGUAUGAUCAACACACUGGGAGCUCUGCCCAUUGUCUACAGUACGCUGCUGUGCUACCCGUUCAUCCGCACUGUUGCCCUGUUAGUCUACAUCCUGCUGUCCAGCCACGCCAUCUACUGCGCCGUGACGGCUCGGAGCAGCGUUCGCCGACUGCGCUCCUUCGCCUGGCAGGCGCUUUUCCGCUUCUCCUUCUUCCUGCUCCGCUGGGUGGGCGUGGGCGGCGGCAGCCCCACCUCGCUACGUCACUUCCUCAUGAUGGACGCACUGGCCGUGCUGGGCGGGGUCAUCAACAUCACACGCAUCCCGGAGCGCUUCCGCCCAGGCCUCUUUGACUACUGGUGCAACAGCCACCAGAUCAUGCAUGUUCUGGUGGUGGGCUCCAUCCUUUACCUGCACUGGGGCGUGCUGGACGACCUGCUGUGGAUCAACAGCUACAACUGUCCCUCAGACUGACCCCGCCAGCAGCCCCCGCCCCCUCACGGGGAACACUGGGAUGUAAGAUUAAAGGACCUCUGGGGGGAGGGGGUUGUCUGGAGAGGGAAGGGGAAGCGGGAGAAAUCAGGGGGAACUGAUGCUGUGAAGUGAGACGGUAUGUCGGCAGUGCAUGUGUUCACCUCAUGCGCUCAAACUCAGAAUGUUCAUAUCUUCGUCCAUCUCAGUACUGUGUGCGAAUGCAGGCAAAAGUAUGUCAAGUAACACGCACAAGCAUUUUGACUCCCUCACUUGCCACAAACAUGGACGCACAGGUUUAUACGGGGACACAGACACACACAAACACACACAGUAAAAUGAGAUUAUUUUAAACAGUUAAUUUAUUAACCAAGUAUUGAACACUACGAAGUCUUAGGUAAAGGCGCAAGUGAAAGGUUACUGCUGAGUUUGAAGCCUUUACUUAAUAAUAGAAGUUUUACUUGAGCAUUAGUUGACGUGGUUGAUUAUGACAGUCUGUGGCUAAAUGAUAUCACCUGCUCAAGUCCUCUCAGAUGUCACUGUUGCUACCUAUGCAGCACAUCCAUGUUUCAACUCAUGCACAUCACAUACACAACACAGACUCAGACUCCCUCACACCUAUAUUUUUAUACUACAUGUACAUACUGUAAGUGCUCCGCAGAGCACUCAUAGAGUUUCCACUUUGUCCAUCUGACUGAAUUUUACCGGACUGGUUGUUCUUUUUGUGUUUCCUUGUUCUCACUGCCUCUUUCUUUAUGUCUGUGUCGGUCUGAUUUGUCCUCACUGUCACAUGAUGCCGAGGAAACCAAGGUGGGUGAGGUGGUUCAUUCCUGAGUGUGUUAGCGUGUUGGCAAUGAGUUUAAUUGCUCUGGGUGGCUCGGACCACACAUUAGAAUCAGUCGAGCAGUGUUAUCGGCUUUGUUUGCACCUGAACUCAGUGCCAAUGAAAUUCAGGCAUUUAUAAUCUGAAAAGAAAUUGCACACGUUUACAAACUGGGUUGUUCAGUGGCAUUACUGUUUGCCAGACGUCUGCUUAUGGAACUCCAUGUCCUGUUUGUUUAUCGUUGUAUAUUUAUACCAACCUCACAUUAUAAGGAAGAUUUUCCUUUUAUGUAGGAUGAGGUUUUAGAACUUUUCUGCUCAUUUGUUUUGUAGAAAACCCCUCUGAUGUACAUUUUUAAAAUUAGGUUAGAAGAUAACAGUAUCCAAAGAUGACAUUGUUAAGUCUAACACUGAAUUGCCACUGUAUGUGCAUUAAAUCUUGAUGUACAUGUGGCAGCGGGAUGCACUGAAAUUAAAGGGGUUGCCACUUUAAAAGUUGCCAACGUUUACAGCAACUUAAAUGUAAUUGUAAGUUCUUGAAAAUUUUAAAUGUUUUUACACUGUAACUCUAUUCAGACAAAAAACCAACCUACCUAUUGGUACAGUAUUCACAAAAUACUGUAAUUAAGCAUUAUAUUCUAUUUAUUAUGCUUUUUAUUUAUUCCUAAUUAUUUGCUGAUAAUAUUAUGUGUCUGUCAGCUGCUUAAACAGUUUACAUUGCUGCUGUGCAGGAUCACUGGCUGACAGAUCAAGUCAGAGGUCAGAGAAUAUCUUUUGUGCAAAUCCGGAGGUUUAGCCUCUCAUUUUCUCCCCACACACUUUUUUUUUUCCAGCGAUUUUUGACUCCUCAGUCACACAGUAAUAUUGUAGAAAAAGACCUGUCUCCAUGCAUAUGCCAUGCACAAUCAGCAAGGAAAAACAUAUAAUGUGACUUUUAAAACUUGCGCAGCCUUCUUCAGAAGAUGUUACCUAUGUAAAUUUUGCAUUCUAAUAUGUUUGGAUGUUUACUUUUACACUGACCCUAGAGAAUGACAGUUUAUAGGGGUCAGUUAUUAUUGCCACUUUAUACUUUCUUGUUUGAAUGCACUGCUUUUGCUCUGCAGCUGCAUUUGUGUUCUGUGACAGAGCACGGCCUGACUUGCACGUUUCUUUUAACCCGAAUAGAGGUCAGACGCUCGUGUGUCUUUUUGAAGUGGUGGAGUCAGCUGACCUGACCGAGCAGGAAUGAACCCCUACACCCUCUUGUCAUGUAUAGGUUACAGCACUUCUGUGUGAAUGUUCGUGAUUGUUUUGGCUCCAUUUUCCACUGUAGAAUUUCAGUUACUUCCCUUGAGUAAAAGUAACUGUCGCUGUGUUCCUUCAUGCUCAAGACUAGUGGUUGAAGCCUGAUUUCUUUUCUACAGGCAGAGUUUCUUAAUGACGUUGCAUUUGCAUUUGUUUUCCAUGCCAACAGCCACAGCCGCACACUGACUAGUUGCCAAUCCCGUCACCCCCACUUGAUCUUGCCACAUCAGCUUUGUCUGAGGUGUAGCACAUCCUUUGCUUCUUGUGCUAACACUGACUCAUAG